Molecule: messenger RNA, 876 nt
Organism: [Torrubiella] hemipterigena
Lineage: Eukaryota; Fungi; Ascomycota; Sordariomycetes; Hypocreales; Clavicipitaceae
Source: the annotation of a GenBank genome assembly
AUGUCGGACUCCCAAAACCUCCUUGUCUGCGUUACCUGCGGCACCCAGUACGGAAUCCCAUUUGAAGAGCGCCCACCCACCUGCCGCAUGUGCGAUGAGCCCCGUCAAUUCGUCCCUCCAUCUGGUCAAUCAUGGACCACGCUUGCCAAGAUGCAGGGUGUCUACAAGAACGAAAUCAAGCAAGACGACAAGCAGCCGCGCGUCUGGUCCAUCUUCUCCAGCCCGCAGUUUGCCAUUGGCCAGCGUGCUCUUCUGAUUGAGACGGAUCACGGCAACAUUCUCUGGGACUGCAUCUCUUUUCUCGAUCAGCCAACCAUUGACUUUAUCAAGUCCCGCGGCGGGCUCAAGGCGAUUGCCAUCUCACACCCACACUUUUACAGCACGCAUCUCACCUGGGCAGAGGCGUUUGACUGUCCUGUGUACCUUGCCGCUGAGGACCAGGAGUGGCUUAACAGAGAGGAUAAGCAGGGCCGCCGAGUCUUUUACGACGGCGAGACUGUUGAGAUUUUGCCUGGCGCUACCAUGGUGAAGCUGGGCGGACACUUUCCUGGUAGCUCGUCUCUUCACUGGAAUGGAAACCUGUUUGUCGGAGAUUCCAUUGGUAUUUCACAGUCUGGCCUUGUUCGCAGCCACCACAACGAAAUGCACCAGACAUUCUUCUUCCACUACGCAUUCCCCAACUUCAUCCCUCUCGGCCCGACUGCCAUGCUGCAGAUGUGGAAUCGCCUCAAGCCGUGGGAAUUCACGACGCUCUUUUCCCUGUUCUACGUCACCACAGUUAGAGACCCCGAGGUCAAGAGCAUUCUUCUCGAGUGCAUGAAGCGCCAGGCACGCUUCCAGGAGAACUUUGGUCAUCCUCUCCUAUCUGCAGAGUAG